AUGGUGCUACCAUUGCUACUAUUCCUUCCGUUCGUCGUCGCUGAGCCUUUCGUCUAUGUUUAUCCGGUAAAUCCGAAACUUCAUCCUCGAAAUCUUUAUCCGAUUCAGAGAAGUCUGAGAGGUGUCGAGAAGAUUCGAGAUUUGCCGCGAUCUGGAAUUGUAUAUUUGAAUCGUAUCAAACCAAUUAGUGAAGAAUUUAAAGGUGUCAUCGUCCAUGGGAACAGCACAUUCGUAAAAAGUGAAACAUCAGGUCCUCUUGCACAGUUGCAAGCCAGAAACAAUGAUACAUUGGACGAAUAUACUGAUAACCGUCCGUUCAUCAACAUGACUUCUAUUGAUUUUGACGAUGCCGUCACUGUUGACGAGACCUCAACAGGACGACCAUUUUCAACGCCGCCACCGAUGAGAACCACUAUCGCCUCGGAUCCUAGGCUGAAAUCUACCGUAAUCCCUUUGCCUAGCACCAAAUCUGUGAAAAAUCUAUUGAAAUUAACGCUAACUAAGUCGUCGAAGAAAGAAGAACACGACUCGUCAGAAGAAGCUAGGCCGAAUCUGAUGCAUUUGAUCAACUACAUCAGAACGAAGAAUAAGGUGAAUUUCAUUGAAAAGGACCCGAAAGUGGAAACGAUCAAAAUGCCAGAGGUUAGACAAGGAACAACCGAUAAAAAAAAUGAAAAGAAGGAAGUGUUAAAAAAUGCCAAAGAGGCACAAAAAGAAAUUUCUUCUCAUUUUGUUGCUAGAAGUGUGCGUAUAGCGCAGUGGUUAGAAGCUCGCUGCUAUGGAUAUCGUACCGGUAGCUAA
Molecule: messenger RNA, 801 nt
Organism: Angiostrongylus costaricensis
Lineage: Eukaryota; Metazoa; Nematoda; Chromadorea; Rhabditida; Metastrongylidae
Source: the annotation of a GenBank genome assembly